Messenger RNA from Conger conger (European conger), 1916 nucleotides. Its product is annotated as F-box only protein 48. The transcript has 3 exons. NCBI's taxonomy places the organism in Eukaryota, Metazoa, Chordata, Actinopteri, Anguilliformes, Congridae. Gene Ontology annotation, molecular function: protein binding. The record is from RefSeq and is a predicted model, not a curated record. Gene Ontology annotation, cellular component: SCF ubiquitin ligase complex. Gene Ontology annotation, biological process: SCF-dependent proteasomal ubiquitin-dependent protein catabolic process. The coding region runs from base 1238 to 1699 and encodes 153 amino acids.
GGCUACUCACCCCAAGAAAUGGACCUCUUCCGAGCGGUGUUUCUCCCUCGGGUAGUGGUAUGGAAGUACCACCGUCCACAGACUCCAGUUCAAAACCGGACAUACCGGUAUAUUCGUAGGGAUUUGCGUUAAAUUGUUGCUAGCUAAUACGUUGAUCGGCGACUGUGCAAAUUAUUUAUCAGCUGCCAAUAAACGGAAGAUUAUAGUAUGCAACGUUAUCGUUAUCCAACCUUAAGUGGCCAAUGCUAAAUAGCAAAGAAUCCUAACUUUUUAUAGGGUUACCUAGCUAAGUUAGCUAGCUCGAGGAGUUUGCAGAGUGCUGUAUACGUGCACAGUGCAAGUUAGACGUUUCCAAAGUCUCUGGUGUUCAAAAACGUUAAACAAUGUAAGAUAUGCUUUGCGAGCAUAACAUUUACACUUAACGUCUUGUAUUUAGCUAAGUAACUUUAUAUCUGUUUUCAGUGUGGCUAGCUAGAUACGAGUUGGAUAGCGAAGCUGCUAGCUGAUAAAAUAAUUGAAAACGAAUAACCAAGCCGUAGCGGAUAAUCCAUGUCACUUUUCUUUAUGAUUGCUGGAAUUAAUUAAUUAAUUACCUUCAGUGCUGUUUAAUAAUAAUAUUUGUUAGAUUGCCAGAUUGAGCUAAAUUAGCUUGGAAGUCAUGUUGCAAGCUUCUGAACUAUUCUAUCUAGCUAGUACAUCAAUUUAAAGCGGGCAAUGCGCAGUCAAACUAUUUACAUGUAAUAUGGAUGAGAAAUUGAUGUUGUUCGCAUCAACUGUUUUGCCAUCCAACUGAUAUACUGAUCAGUGGACCUUAAGCAGCGUCUGCGCAGUGUGCGCUACACUGAUGUCCGUGAAUUAUAUUAGGAACUUCCGGGAAAGCGGUGCUAGGCGCAUGCGCCGUACUGUCAUUGUUUUUGUGGUUGUGAUAUUUAGCUACGCCUGUCAGGGAAAAACAGUAUUUUGUAUGUGCAUUAUUAUUACUUGACGUAUUUUCUCAGAUUAUGUACAGUUAUUUGCACUGGUAACUAAGGAAAGAAAGCCAAGGAAACCACAAAGUUGAGCCGGGCUCAAUACUAAACUGCUAAUCCACGGACGUACGGUUAAGCAUUUCACGUCACACGUCUUUUACGUCAUUGUCAACAAACAACUUUGAAUCGAGACAUUUAAAUCCUCAGCUGUCAAAGGAAGUCCGCACCUUUGGAACCACAGAAGGGAUCAACGAGUCGGGGCGCCGAGCAUGCAGUAUGUCUCCAAAAGGCGCCCGAACACCUAUGAUCUCUUUGAAGGAAGCUCCACCGUGAUAGCCGUUGAUGAAACAUCUGGGCACAACUUUGCCGAGACACUGCCCACGGAAAUGAGCGUGAACAUUUUUAGCAAACUGGACAUACAGAGUCUUUGCAGCGCUGCAGUCACAUGCAAACUGUGGAACGACAUUAUCGAAAAGAGCGAUUACCUGUGGAGGGAUCACUGUCUGACCGUGCGAGCUGUCUGUCAGAAAGAGGUCGACAGUGACCGCGGAGACGGUUUCUCUUGGAAGGUAACCCUAGAGCGCAAUUAUCGUAAAGGUUACGUGAAGAGAGCGUGGCUAAGCGGCAGAUUUAGCUUCAUUCACUGCGCGGAAGACAUACCGGACUGGAGUAUGUGUCCACUGGAUGCCGAAACGUGGGGAGAAAUUUUGGAAGCAGAGCUAGAGAGAUAACGCAAAUACUGCAGUGGGGAAACAUUAUGGACAAACACAAAAGCACUUACUGUUUUAUUAUUUUGUAAUUUUAUAUAUUUUAAUGUUUAAAUGAGACAACUACAUACGUGGAAAGUGUGUAUGUUUACGCCACAGAACUGUGUAAGAACUGCGGUUUACACUAUGGUAACUUGGUAAACUUGGCAUUAAUCACAGUGAUUAAACAGAAUUAAUCAUG